Molecule: messenger RNA, 944 nt
Organism: Rotaria sp. Silwood1
Lineage: Eukaryota; Metazoa; Rotifera; Eurotatoria; Philodinida; Philodinidae
Source: the annotation of a GenBank genome assembly
AUGAUAGCGUCAUUAUAUAAAGUUUUUUUCUUAUGUAAAGCUAUAACAAUACCACCGACAACAUCGACAACCACCACGUCGUCAACGGCGUCAACAACAACAACGAUGACGGCAUCUUCGUCUAAUAAUGGAUCAGCUGGCAAUUGUACGACUGGCUACAGUCGAGCAACGAAUGCUGUUUUGGGAUGUAUAACAACACAAUUUGCUGGAAAAACAUAUCGAAGCACGACAUCGAAUAAUUGUUGUAUUUGGACAGCUGAUACCUAUCAAUGUUAUGGGUUUGACACUGGUUGUAAUGCAAAUGGACAAUUUUCUGCAGCACCAACACUCGCUGGUGGUGGUGGUUGCUACAAUCUACAACAGCGUUACUCUUUACAACUGACAUUUUGUGGCAGUAGCUAGUUAGAUAAACACGUAUUACAAGACUUGAUUCGAAGAAAUUUACUUUGAAAAACAUGUUUUCAUUACAAAUGACUUCUCAAUACCUAUUUUUUGAAUGCAUUAUAAAAAUAAUCAACUAUUAUCCCUUUGCUUAUUUUUCAGUUACACAUACUUAUACUUUCCAUAAUGAAAUAAAAUUAAUUAAGAAUCACAUUUUAUCAAUUUACUUUUCAAGUCUUAUACUUAAGACAUUUUCUUGUUGCUUUAGAGAUGCCAAUUAGCACACAUCGAAUAUCAGGAUUAUUUUUUGAUGAACAAAGGUGUCUGAUUUGUCAUAUUUAUCACUUGGAUUGAUAUCUAGAAUGUUUAUAAUGAACCAUGAGAAUCUACUUAGGUAGGGUGGGUGUGGGUGUGGCUGGGGGUGUGGGUGUGGGUGGGUGUGAGUGUGUUCAUAGAAGAAUUUUCAAGAAACCAAGCAUACUUACGAAGGUGUGGGUGUGGGUCGGUGUGGAGUGUAGGUGUGGGUGUGGGGCGUAGGUGUGGGUGUGGGGGUGUGGGUGUGG